AUUUAGUUAAUUUUACAUUUAUUAGAUAAAUUUGUUUGAAAAAUAUUUAUUAAAAUUAUUCUUACAACGGCGUAUAAAUGUGCUGGGUAUUGUUACCGUAUUGCCUUUAUUGUCAUGGCGAUGAAAAAUUUACACAUUAGUUUUGAUUUCACAUUUUCUGGGCAAAAUGUUAAUUAAUAAUUUACCAAUUUUAUUAAAAUUAUUUUUAUUUUUGGGUUUAUUUCGGGCACUAAAGUUGCUGUGAAGAAGGAAGAUAUUUGUAACGGAAUUUCUCAGGGAAUCCUUUCACUCAUUAAUGACCACCAAAAUUUGGAUAAUCGAUCACUUGUUACAGCUGUUUUGAAUAAAGAUACUCUCAAACUUCUCAAGGGAAAUGAGGAGUAUAUGAAGAUUGACUUGAUGAGUGUAUCACCGCCGAUAUUAAUCUUGCCAAACUCAAAUGAGUGUUUUAAAAUACACUCAAACAAGGACCAAAUAAUCCUCUGUUCGUUUAACGAGUAUUCGAGAAACUCUUGGUGGAUGCAGAUAACUAAGCAAAUACUUUGUAAUAACAGAGGCGAUGUCAGAAAUGAAGUCUACGGCGAAUCCUCAAUCGAAGAACAAGCCGAAGAUUUGGAGCAUUUGGUGAAUAAAAAUGAGAAAAAGGGAAUUAAUAUACACAUUGACGGGACGGAAUCUCAACUACCCCAAAUUAAAGUGCAUUACAAAGCUUGAUUCCAACCUUCAACACAUUUUCAACA
Molecule: messenger RNA, 740 nt
Organism: Theileria parva strain Muguga
Lineage: Eukaryota; Apicomplexa; Aconoidasida; Piroplasmida; Theileriidae
Exons: 6
Coding region: 385-714 (109 amino acids)
Source: RefSeq, a predicted model, not a curated record